Caenorhabditis sp. 36 PRJEB53466 is the source of this 7940-nucleotide messenger RNA. Lineage: Eukaryota; Metazoa; Nematoda; Chromadorea; Rhabditida; Rhabditidae. The record is from the annotation of a GenBank genome assembly.
AUGAGCAAAUCUGGCGGCGGUAGCCGAAAAGUGAAGCUGCGCUUUGCCUCCAGUGGAGUCUCCUCGUCCAGUGAGUUUUUGAUCUUUUUUUAAGACGUAUCUUCUUAUGGAAUGCUAAAACUGAAACUAUACACUUUUAUGACUAUACGAAAGAAUUUCAUUUAAUAGUCAUUCGUCCAACUCGUCUGAACGUUGUUCAUAUCCCAAGUUUCACUUCCUUCCAUAGCUCUUUAGGACCAGUAUUUUGAUACUUACAAGUGAUAGAUGAUGUUUGUAUGUUUAUUUUCGAAAACCUAAUCUUAUUUACCUCCACACCAGUAAUGGUUACACAAUUUUAAAAUACUUAUGAGAGGAAGAGGGAGAAAUGAAACCUUCCGUCAGACUUUCACACUUUUCACUCAUCAAAACUUGCACUUCGUAAUCACUUCUACACUUCUCAAAUUACUCAAUCUUAAUAAGUUCUCUCUCUCUCUCUCUCUCUCUCUCUCUCUCUUGCUCUCUUUCUCAUUCGUUCUCUUUCUCAGUUGUUUUUAUUGAAUGCUUCUGCACUUGUCAUAUCCACGCGCCAUUGACCCUCUUAACCCUUUUUGCUCCCCGAGCCGUGUCCGGAUGCUAUAUAAGCAAGAGUGGGAACACUUGUGAAACUGGACAUGACGCUCACUCCUCGGGGGGAUACGUAACUUCAUUAUAAUAACAACGUAACUAGUGGUGGUACUACAAGCGGAUCGUUGAGUAGCCGGAAGGAAAGCCCAACGACUAACUGGCAAGAACUAAUGUUCGUAUAGAUCGGACACUCUGAUCUGACCGCCGCUUGAUUAGAUUUUGGUGGUCGGAAUUGAAGAGAAGUGUUAUUUUUGAAAGCUUUCAAAUGUGUUGGUGUACAAACAGAGAUUCGGGAAGAAAAAUUGAGUUGGAAGUGUGGGGAGGGUAGGCCUCAUCUAUUUGCAAUAACUGACUGGGGUUGGAAGUCAGUGUAGUCCCGUGUGAGAGCAGCCAUCCCUGCCCGGGUGUGACGAAGAAAAGAAAGCGCAUUUUUCUCUAUUCAAACGCACGUUUUGGUGGUAUCAAUCAUUUGAGAUAAAGGAUAGGAAACAAAGCAAAGGUGUCAUCGGCAACUUGAGUUGUGUCUUUGUCUCUCUCGCCAUGUUUUCCGAUGAGCCCGAAAAAAGUGAGUUUUAAGUAGUUUUUGUGUGAUUUUUGCCUCAAAACCCUAACCUAUAACCACGAUCCCAUAAAAUCUAAUUGUUAAGCCACAAGCCGCUUCUUCUCUUCUCGGCCUCACAAUCAGAAACAAACCCCCUCUUUCCCAUUCUUACCUUCGAAUGCACGUCCUGAAUUUCAAAGUAGUACAGAGAAAAGGGUAUAAUUGGUUGUAAAUCCGCCCCGUGAGUAUGGACAACUAUAACAACUCUGCGACCGACGAAAUUUCUUUCUGCGUGUCGUUACAAAUUGCAUUCUUAGAGCAAUUGCAAUGUCUGAAGAUGUGGAACCAGUUAAAAUGAUUAUAGGGGAGGCGGAAGGCCGUCCGUCAGAGUAGGCUCCUUGCUCAAAUUGUCCCGAUGGAAGAAUGCGGAGAUCGUCUUUGCUUGUUUUCUCUUUUCACUAGCCUACUUUUGGACAAUUUCCAUUUUUAUUUACUAUCGCACUACACAUUGUUCAAAUUCAUCCCCCCAAAAUCCGAUUCGCUUUCAUUUACGAUUCUUCUCCGUGUACCACGAAAAGAGACAGCGAAUAUACGAAGGCGGGCGAAAGAAUUGUAUGUUUUGGUGAGUGUAUGAUUCCGAACUUCUUCCAUUUUCCACAUUAUUCGUUCUACGAUUGCUAGCAUCUGGUCUCAAAGCCACAAUAACGUAAGUUGGUUCGCCCGGCAGUACAUGUUGCCCCCGCAGACACAUUGAUAGUAGCAAUUCUCGGCGCGAGGUGACCGACAAACAAUCAGCACGGGAGAGUGUAACAAAAAAGUGAUUGGGGUGCGGUGUGUGCCUCGAUAGCUCAGUUGGGAGAGCGUUAGACUGAAGAUCUAAAGGUCACCAGUUCGAUCCUGGUUCGGGGCAAUGUUUUUUGCGCUCAUGGAUCAUAUACUUCUUGUUUACAGAUGUUUUUUACUUGAAGUAUUGAGGUAUGUAUGUUCGACUACUUUGAAAAAUGUGUGUACAAGUGGGCAAAGAAAGAGCCGCGGGAAGCGGUCAUUCCAUAUCUAGCCCGGAGAUCUGGGUGGGUCCGGGCAUUCAUUCAUUUUCCUUGUUACAAUUUUUCAUAAGCACGCACAACAACGACUCCAGAUUCUUGCUUUCCUCACCAACUAUUUCAUUUGAGACUCAAACUACUAUACAUUAUUUCGUUCUUGACUCCAGUCUUGGGGUCCUACACGUUUCAUUUACACGCUUCAAAUGAUUUCCAAUGAGUGCGGUGACUUUUGAAUUCCAGAAAAUACCAAUCGCACUUUUACUAUACGAAUCGUUAGGUUACGCCUUCUUGACUUCCAAAUUUUUUUGUUGGAACAUUCAUUUCCUUCAAUUUCGUUCCCUCGGAAAACUGCUCGGUUUGCUUUUUUGCAUGUUUUGGUAGCCAGAAGAUGUGAUUUCUAUCAACCGUUCUUCAUCGGCCAAAAACAGGAAAUUGAAUUGUUCGUUGGCAAUUUUCAAAGAAUCGGAUUUAAAUGUGCAGGUUUUCCUUUAGAAACGCACCCACUUCAAGUACUUCCCUCUAUUUCCUCUCUGUACUUUUAAUUAGAUUCUCUGCACCGACUUCCGAGAAGAACCCUCCAGAAAUUCGUGCAAAAAUUAUGCCGGAAAUCACGCUCACGCUCCGACGGCGUUCCUGAAUACCUUGAAAGAACAAACAAUGGAAAUUACCUAUUCUGAACUUGUUUCUGUGAUAAGAAAGUUUGCAAAAAAGGAAAACUUUGCGUUUUGAGCUUCUGCUGUUGCGGGUUAGAGAACACAUUCAAAAUUUAUAUGAAAAACAUGGCAACCAUCGACAAGACAAACAUUAUUCAUAGAUAAAGAAAAGUCCUGCGGAGAAGCGCGAAAACCGAUGAGAGGCUGCUCAGACACUCUCAUUUCUCCGUCGUUUUCCCAACUUUUUCCUUUAGGUAGGAUUAAACGGCAUUUUUCUUUGAAGUUUACGACAAUUCGGAUGUUUCCCCCCAAAUAAUAAUCCUAGUAAGACUAUUGUAUGCAAAUUAGUUGGUUCCCCGCAUUUAUUCCAUCCGACGGACUCAAUUCAUCAAUCUUUGUUCUGUGCUGUUAGUAUGACACCUAAAUUUGGAAAAACCAGCAGAGAGUGAUGUAUGACUCUCAUUUAGAUGCGUUUGCUUCCGAAAUUUGUCCACUUUAUCCUCAAAUAUCAUUCAUUCUGUCCAUUUUUACUUAGAAGUGAUACUAAGCUAGAAGAAAAGAGUGAAUAGUAGAAAAGCUAUUUAUUAUAUCGAAGGUUAUAUUUUGAAUUCGCAUCUGCGGUGCAGCUCGCUCGUUUCUUGCUCGGCACAAGUGGAGAUGUACAUGGUCGUGUCGGAGCACAGAGCACCGAGAGCUCCGCCCCUUCACGCAUCGUCUGGGCGUUCGUGAAAUAGGCAGACUCUCUACAAACUGCCGUCCUCCAAAUUGAAUAGUGCGGUUAUAGAGAUUCUCGAUAUUAUUAUUAUCACUUUACUACGCUAUUCUAUUCGUCAAUGAAAAGCCAGCCGAGUGAAGAAUCGGCGACACCGGCGCCUGGAAACGCCGGAAAUCGGCGUGCAUCAAGCACCAGAAUUUCGUUUUCCGACCAGAUAGGUAACGUUGACUUUUAUUUCCUUCGAAGAGGCGUUAUUUGACCCCCCUCUUUAAGUUUCCGCUAGCACUUCGUCAUUUUCCCAGUUUGUUGAGUUUCCGAGUCAUGAAAAAAUCAGAGCUCUGACUUCUGAGAGCAUUAAUAGUCCCGCAAGUCUGAGAGAACCCAACCACAUCUCAUUUGGAAGAGUCAAUAAGAUCUUUGUUGUUCGCCACAAACUGACGCCAUACUUGGAGAAUAAAACAUGAGAAAGGCUCGACCGCGCCACAUAUAAACGUCUCAUUGUAGCCUUUGUUCUGGCCCAAACUUGUCUUCUUUUCUCCCUAUUCUUCCACCCAUCCUCAUCUGCUUUUGCUCCUUUGUUACCGGGACUACCUGGCGCCGAACACGUGUCCGUACAGCUCGGUCCGUCUUCCGAAUACGCUUUUCACCCGCCGUAUAUGAUGGAUGAUCUACUCUCGUGGCGUUGAAAUAUUCGUGUUUGUUUUGCGCCAAAACAACAAAUCAACACAAAGUACUUCUGGGAAUUAGCUCGGUUCGGUUAGCAAGCGGCGACGGCAGCGGAAGGCGCGAAAAAACAUUUGACCGACGCGAGAAAUACGACGAAUAGGUCAAAGAAGUGACGCCCUCUCGCUCAGACACACGUACACACAAAUCGUAUUCGGAUCUUGCAACAGGAGUGGGUAUUUAAUUGUUUUCCUGCCAAAUUCGAAAUUGUAAAAUGCAACGAGUAAUGGCCCGGCCGGUCGAAAACAUGGAAUUAAGAAUAGAUAAAUAGGAUGGCAAUCGUGAGAAAAAAUUAGCGCAAGUCGAGAAUGAGGUUUUCACGCCAAAAGCCAGCCUUUAUCGGCAGUUUUGCAUGAGUUGCUCUCUCUCUUUUUUCUUUUGCUCAAGACAAUUAGGUGUUGUUGCGUUGUACGCUGUUUUUGGAAACGACGGCAAUUAGGAUACUCAUCAAGUAGUUUGACUUAACAUGUUUCUUCUUGAAGCAACAAAAAAGAAGAUAUACAAACUUUCCGAGGGAUUGCAAAGUGAAAUGUUGGAGAAUUAAAGGAAAAAAGUUGAAACGGAAGAGAUCUGGUCCCGUUUUCACACCUAGCUGCCCAGCGGCUUCAUGUUCAAAUAAUCCAGACACUCGAUGGCUUUAUUUUUUGACUUCGAAAGCGGAUAAAGUAACACCUCUUUUUAUUUUAUCUGAUAUUUUAAAGGUUCUCUUUGCUCUGGAGUAAGUUAGACAAGAGGAGCGUCUCCGAGAGAGGGUCUAUGAAUUUCGUCAUUGAAAACAGAUCGAGACAUCAUUUCCUUCUCUCUUCCGUUCUACUCGUAUACCCCCCGCGAAAAGACGGAGCAUCAAACAACCACCGCUUAAGUAGAAUUCUCGAGAAUUUCAGCUUAUACUCUCCGCUCUCACCAAGCUCUGUCUGCAUGCACGGUCUUUUUUCCCGAUAAUCGUCUUCUCGACAUGUGUGUUUGAGGAGGAGAAACCACAUUUGAAACGCACGUUACUAGGGCGACCUGUUCCAAUCCAAUUAAUCUUUUUUUUUUCGACGCUCGUUGCGUUCUCCUCCCACCCGUUACCCUUCGUUGUCCUUCCUUUUCUUUCAUUUCCACCCUUCACACUUUUCGCUUUUUAGAUGGAGUUUCUGGAAGUGCGCCAAGGAUCACUGCGUAAGUUAGGAAAAGUCAGGAGAAGGAGUUGUCGGAAGAAGAUGGAAAGGUUUUGGAGACCAUGACAAGCCCCACUGGCUUAGUUUCAUAAGUCUAGUUGCCCUGGUCUUGAAAAAUGUACACGGGUCACUUUCGCUCCGUUUCUCCACUUUUUAACGACAGAGAACUCUCUGACAGUGAAGUUAUGAAUAUCUUCAUAAGUAAACGGAUCUGUGAACCGAUCAAGUUAACUUGUUCGUCUAAAUGCCAUUCCUAAUUGGACGAUUCCCCUAGUCACUUCUCAUGUUUGCCAUGAAAAGCUCCGCCUUCUGACGACUGGCAGCUCAAUUACCAGAACAGUAGAGACAGAUUGACUUUUUAGCCAGUGUCAAUUAGUCGACUUUCUCAAAUUCCUAUAUUUUUCCAGACGGCGGUGAUUCCGGCGAUUCCUCAUCAAACGAAAGCGAGCGACUAAUGGAUUCGGAUGAAGAAGGGAACAUUCAGAUUCCGGUACCCACCGGACAACCUCGUGGACGUAUGGGACGCAGGUAAGUACCCUCUCUGGGGAACUUCAAAAUCCGGUCGCACUUCCUGUUUCGUUUCAUAUAUCCCAUUCUCACCUCUUUGCGCACACAACCUCCAAUUGAACUCUGACCCAUUUCCGCCCUUAUUCUUUCUGCUCGAAAAUAGUGACAGAGAAAAUGGGAGAGAAUGCAUGUGUGCACGGAAGAUUACACUUCGAGUAAUCCGAACUCAUUCAUCAAAGCGCUUCUUUGCUACAAGAAUUAGGUACUUUUUGGCGACACAUCGCUCGCGCAGCACCCACGGCUUCGACGGCUCAAUCUUUUCCCAUUCUCUCCGCACGCGCAGAGAAGUACUGCUCGUAAAGAAACAUGGGACCGGGGGCGGUUUUGUCUUGCGAGUUUCUUAAGAUAAUUACGGGUUGGAGAAUGACAAAUAAGUCGGUCGGUCGGUACCGAGCGGUUCCUUUUCGGCGAGCAUUCGUACUGGCCAGCGAGCGGGUUGGAGGGGAGAUGAGAACGCGUUCUCGACGGAUACAUAAUCUUAUUUGCACUUUGUAUCAAACACGCGCCAAUUAGGAUCGUUUCAUAGUGCAUGAUGACUUCUGAAAUUUGAGAGCAUGUAAAUAGGUUACAAAGAUUAUCUUUUCCCAUGGGACUGUGUACGAACUUGUGGUGUGUAUGAGUGGAAUGAUGGAAACAAAUAUCCGAGGGAUGAUGUUUCAGGUUCACCCUCAAUCCGCUCAUUUUUGCUAAGGAGGAACGAGAGGCGCGACGACAGUCGUUAGCACAACUCAAACUAAGCUACUAUCCAAAGCACAUGAAUCGUAAGUAUUGCAUCGCGUUAAUUGCUCCUUUGCACUCAUUUAUUCUGCACACAAACUUGUGUGUCCUUCCGUUUCGGAAGAAAGUUAGACAAGGGCUCAAAAACCAAAAAAAAGGGUCUUGAAAUAGCACUGGCUUUCAGCGGAGCACUAUGAUACUGGACUAGGAUUUUGUGGAUGGUUUCUGAUGGGUCUCUCAUGGAUUAUCGUCAUAUCCACGUUCCCAGUUUCCAUCUAUUUCUGUAUGAAGGUGGUGCAGGAAUACGAAAGAGCUGUUAUCUUCCGACUUGGUAGACUUAUCGGCGGUGGCGCCAAAGGACCAGGUAUAAAAACAGAUCGUUAUAAUCUGCUCAUGGUUCUUUUUAGGAAUCUUCUUUGUCCUUCCAUGCAUCGAAUCGUACACAAAAGUGGAUCUCAGAACAGUCUCAUUCAGUGUUCCACCGCAGGAAAUUCUCACAAAGGACUCAGUGACCACUUCUGUAGACGCGGUCAUUUAUUAUAGGAUUUGCAACGCGACAGUCAGCGUUGCAAACGUCGAAAACGCUCAUCACUCCACUAGGUAACGUCAUUUUCACCAGUGACUGAUCCUUUAUUUUCUAUUCAGAUUACUUGCUCAAACCACUCUCCGAAACAUGUUGGGUACCCGAAGUCUUUCUGAAAUUUUGUCUGACCGUGAAACGCUCGCGACUUCUAUGCAAACCAUUCUUGACGAAGCCACCGAGAGCUGGGGAAUUAAAGUGGAACGAGUUGAAAUGUAAGUAAAAGGUCGGAAAUUAUAUGCAUUCUGAUGAAUAUUUUCAGUAAGGAUGUCCGACUUCCAAUUCAACUCCAAAGAGCCAUGGCUGCUGAAGCUGAAGCGACUCGUGAAGCCAGAGCCAAGGUGGGUGUCAUCUAAGGCCAUGUUGAAAUAUAUUUUUGAUUCUGUUUUAAGGUCAUUGCCGCCGAAGGUGAACAGAAAGCAUCGAGAUCCCUGCGCGAGGCGGCUUCGGUCAUUGCCCAGUCGCCGGCGGCUCUUCAGCUCCGUUAUCUUCAAACUUUGAACAGCGUCGCGUAAGUACAUGAUGCUAAAACAUGUGAGAACCAUGACUAAUGCCACGUGUUUCCUUACAGAGCGGAAAAGAACUCGACAAUUAUCUUCCCACUGCCGAUGGAAUUCGUUAGGCAUCUAAUCAACUGA